AUGGCAGAUGAAUCGAAUGCGAAAAGUGAUGGAAACCAAUCUGAAGAUAAUAUAAUACAGUCCGAAGAGCAGGAGACGGACAUGAUGAGUAUGUUUGCUAGUGUGUGGGUCAAAGUUGAAGUGGACGGUUCUGAAGAAGAAGAACAUCUAGUAGAAAGGAGAUCGAAGAGAAGAAAGAAUCAAAAGCGCAAAGCAUCUAAAUUAUUAAACUGCGACCUAUGCGAUUAUACGACUUCGUACAAAAACUGUCUCGAGUUGCACGUAGCAGGACAUAAAACAACAAAACCGUUCUCUUGUACUGUAUGCGAUUAUACAACGAAAUACCCAACGUCUUUACAACGACAUGUGAUGAUAAAACAUCAGUCAAAAGAAACGGUGUUGACCGAAGAAGAGAAGAAUUCAAUGACGUUGUUAAAAUGUGAUAAGUGCGAAUACACGACGUAUUUCAAAUGGAAUUUGAACGCCCAUAAGAGAAAGCAUAACUUGGAAAAGCAGUUUAAAUGUCCACACUGCAAUUAUGCAACCGCAUACAGACAUAACUACUUGAAACACAGUAAAGUUCACAACGAAGGUGUUUUUUACAAAUGCGAUAAAUGCCCGUUUGUGACUAAAUUCGAAGGGCAUAUAACACGCCAUUUGGCUAAAAUACACAAUGAAGUGACAGAGAAAGCGAAUAAAUGUGAUUUUUGUGAUUUCUCUACAAUGGUUCGGUGGAGAUUGAAUAUUCAUAAGCAGAGAAGCCGUCAAGACAACCCCAUUCAGUGUGAACACUGUGACUUCCAAACAGUUUAUAUGUGUGAGAGUAAGAAACAUAAAGUGACACAUUACAAUAAAAUAUACGGAUCAGGCAUUCACAGCAGAAUUGAGAAUAUAGAGGAAAAAUCUGAUUACAUAAGCCGAGAGUGUAUUGAAAGAAAGGAGACACAGACUCAAAACCAGUACACUCUAGACCCAAAUUGCCUAGACUGGAAUAGUAUUCAAGUACUAGAAUCAGAUGACAAAGAUAAACCCUUCAUGUGCCACAUGUGCAGUUAUACAUCAAAAUUUAAAGCGGCAGUUCAAAGACACUUUCAAAGACAUCACACCGGCAGCCAAAACAGACCGUAUAAAUGCGUUAACUGCGAUUUCUCAACUAAAACAAAAGAUCAAAUCGCUCUACACAAUAAAAGAAGUCAGGCAGAUAAGGUUUUAUACUGUGGAAUAUGCAGUUUCACAACUAACUUUAAAUGCCAAUUUGUUAUGCAUCAAAAGGGCCACUAUGCAUAUAAGUGUACCGUCUGUCCAUACUCCUGUAGGCAUAAAUAUGAACUACAAAAGCAUUUUACAACCCUACAUCUCGGUAAUGGUUUAAAAUGUAGCUACUGUGAUUAUAAAGCAGCGAGAAAAGAAAGUCUUCUCUGCCAUGAGACCAUUCACACGGGGAAUAAGCCGUUCAAAUGUGUUCACUGUACUUAUAUGUCUGUCCGUAAGUCGUUGUUAGAUAAUCAUGUUAAAAGAUACCACAGCGACAUAAAGAAAGAUAUAACUAUAGUUAGUGAGGAAAAGAUUCAAUCUUUAAAAGUGCCAAUGCCAGCGUUAAUUCAAAGUUUAAAAGAGCAAUGCAGUAAAAUUCCCAUAGAU
This is a messenger RNA of Brenthis ino (lesser marbled fritillary), 1620 nucleotides long. The record is from the annotation of a GenBank genome assembly. Lineage: Eukaryota; Metazoa; Arthropoda; Insecta; Lepidoptera; Nymphalidae.